Messenger RNA from Anopheles cruzii, 3269 nucleotides. It is a transcript of the gene heix, whose product is annotated as ubiA prenyltransferase domain-containing protein 1 homolog. Gene Ontology annotation, molecular function: prenyltransferase activity. Gene Ontology annotation, cellular component: Golgi membrane; endoplasmic reticulum. Bases 257 to 1336 code for a protein of 359 amino acids. NCBI's taxonomy places the organism in Eukaryota, Metazoa, Arthropoda, Insecta, Diptera, Culicidae. Gene Ontology annotation, biological process: menaquinone biosynthetic process; vitamin K biosynthetic process. The transcript has 3 exons. The record is from RefSeq and is a predicted model, not a curated record.
ACGGCGCGACGGACGGACGGACCGGAACGCGUUUUAGAAUGACGAUGUGCAGAUGCAACUCUUGAUCGUAACCUGCGAAGCAAGCGGCACAAUUAAGUCAUACUGGUAGCCGGUUAUAAUUAGACUCACAAGUACGCCGCCGCGCGGUAAACGAAUUCUCCGAACGUGGUGGUGGUGGUCGGAAGCGAUAUUGUUUUUCGAGUGCGCCUACUUAGAUUUCAAUUUCAAAGCACACCCAAUCGCCGGCGGCAACACCAUGGCUUCCGUUCCACUGGACGACACCGACUCCAUGAGGCUAGGUGAGCAGCUGUACAAAUCAAGCACGGACGUUUGGGACAACAACAGCAGUGAUAGUAUGUCCAAAUUUCGGAACCCUACAUAUCCCGCGCCGCAACAGCAACAAACCGAGAGCCAGCAGCGCAUCGAAGCUCCGUUGAUGAAGAUAAAAACGUACCUUUCCGCACUGCGACCAUGGUCGUUGUCCGCCAGCCUGGUACCGACAAUGCUCGGCACAACGAUUGCGUUACGUGUCCACGGUUUUCAGGAGUUUAACUUCCUAACGUUCAUAUGCACCAUCUUUACGGUGAUCACAGUGCACUGCGCCGGCAAUGUGGUAAACACGUACUUCGAUUUCGUCAAAGGUAUCGACAACCGAAAGUCGGACGAUAGAACCUUAGUUGAUCAUAUUCUCAGUAAGGAUGAGGUGGUCACCCUGGGCGUGCUGCUGUACUGUGCCGGGUGCGUGGGGUUCGUGUUUCUAGUGUACCUUUCGCCGGCUAAACUUGAGCACCUGGCCCUGGUGUACUUCGGCGGACUAUCGUCGAGCUUUCUGUACACGGGCGGAAUCGGGCUCAAGUACAUUGCGCUCGGCGAUGUGUUGAUACUGGUCAUUUUUGGGCCGAUCUCGGUCCUCUUUUCGUACAUGGCUCAAACGGGGUACGUCGAGUGGAUGACGAUCUUCUACGCGAUUCCGCUUGCCCUGAACACGGAGGCCAUCCUGCACAGCAACAACACGCGUGACGCCGAGUCGGACAAGAAGGUCGGCAUCGUGACACUGGCGAUACUGAUCGGCAGAACGUGCUCGUACGUGCUCUACGCACUGCUGCUCUUCACUCCGUACGUAAUCUUCGUGGUGCUUGGCAUGAAGUACUCCGUGCUGUUCCUGCUGCCCAUGGUGACGCUAAAGCGGGCGUUCGAAAUUGAGCGGCAGUUUCGCAACGAAAGCACCCUGCAAAAGGUGCCCCGGCAGACGGCCAAGCUGAACCUGUUCUUCGGUAUCCUGUACGUGGUGGCCUGCUUCGGUGCUCCGCAGCUACCAUUCAUUACGCGGAAGUGAACACCACACCGUUCUUGGCAACGGGACAGUAGCGCAUAGCAACAGGCUUAGCAACGCCGAGGCGCGUUGGGAAGCUCACUUCCAAACGAUUGCUUGUGUCCCGUACGGUUCCGGUUCGUUCGGUUCUAUGUCACAACGUUCCGGUAGCCGGUAGUGACACGUGUCGCGGUCCCUAGUUCAUUUGUCGAGGACGUGUGCGUGUGUUUUUGCAUUCAUGCUGUGUAGACUGAAAAUCCCCGCAUGAAUCUCCUCCCGGGAGAGCUUAGAAGAAUGCUAAUUAGUUGCUAUUUAUUUGUUAACGUAUCGUUAUUUUAUGUUGUUCAGUACCGCGCGGAUUACGGAGGGUUUCGCGUGCAGGCGUCGGGAAACGUCGUAAUUCGGACGCAUUCGAACAAAAGCUCGUAGCUCGUAGUUGUGCGUUAGAAUAAGUUACACAAUAACUCAGCAGCAAAGUUGUGCUCUUCCUAUCGGUUAUGAGCACCCAGUUCUAUCUAAGCGCCUUUCACUGGUUGUUUCAGUUUCAUGAUCGGACCAUCGCGGUCAGCAAGAUGGUGGAUGGGCGGAUGGGCGUGGACCGCACGACGGCUUCGGACUAUGCUUUUAUCACAGUAACAGGGCCAAGUAAUGCGACAUAUCGGAUCAGGUAGAAAGACGCGCCCAAGGAUGCGACCCCAAAACCACGGUGCGCACUUGAGCGCGCACUCAAGUUUGUUACCAUUUUUAGCUGACGGCAAUUAGCGAAACCCGCCGCGCUCAUCCCACACACACCACGUCUCAUUUCGUUUCGGCCCUUUUUUCUAUACCAUUUUAACAACCCUUCUUUUAUCCCCAAUCACCGGGCAAGCAUUGGGCCAUCUGCUUUUAAGCUGAUAUUCCCAUCACAUCCAACCAACCUCCUAACCAAAGGGAGACAGACCCCACGUAAAGUGUAAAGUGAGCGACAAUAAUUAGCUAAUGAAGGAUUACAAAUCGAUGUAGAGUGCAACAAAAAAUCCCAAUUAUUUUCGUCGAUAUCCAGAGGCAGAGUGUCGUUCGAUUGUGGCAUGUGGGGCAGCAGCGGCAGCCCGGAUCGAACGGAUCGGUAAUUAGCGCUGCGUACCUCAACGGAUUAUUUACGUUUUGUAUAGCAACUAGAGAUUAGCAAAAAAACAUCCAACCGAAAGGAGCCAAACCCAGACACACACACACAAUCGUUAGGAUCGAAAGAUCGGUUGAAGCAACCGCCGGGUUACGGGGUGGGUUAAAUCUGUGGCAACGUGCAGUACUCAUUUGGGACGGAAUGGUAUGAGCCGAAGUAGUAGUAGUAGACAGUAGUUAGUUAAGUAGUUUGUUAAGCGAAAAAAAGCGGCUCCCAGCUUAAACUCAUUACCAGCAGCCCGUUAAUGAUGCGCCCUGGUAUGAUAGCGAUCGGUCGAUCGAUGGCCAACUGUUACAGACUGUCGCAGACUGCCUAAUUACAAGCGGACACUUUUUUGUAGUGGCAACCAGUUCUUGCUUCUUCACCUUCUACCAGCUAAUUAAAUUAAAUGCAACCUAACGUAUGCGGCCAAUAAUUUAUCAACGCAACGUAUUCGCGUAUUUGCUCAGCUACCGCGCUCUGGCUGAGUAGUGCUGCUUUUGGCCCAGCUAAUAUUCAAUUGAUGCAACGGUGGUCUUCCAUGUACAGCGCAUCUGGACGGUCCCUGAAAACCAACAGGGGUCAGUACGGGGUAGUAACGGGGAGCUUAACGAUCAAAUGAACGCCUUCGCCGAAUAUUAGCUGCUUCACAGACUUUGCAGUGAGUACUCGAUUUAGGGUUCUCUAUUUAUUGUUGAAAAGUUCUUCGUUUCUUAUGUUUGCUCUCCCAACUCAUGACGCGGCAAUGUAACGUGUGAAUCAGGUAAAGGAAUGGCUAGUAAGAAUGAAACAAUAAAACCAUUAGAUACCAUGUAA